AUGUAUAAAGCUCCAAAACCAUCAACAAGGUAAAAUUGAUUUAGCAUUAUCAUUUCAUAAGUAUUUUUCUUCGUAGAAGAUAGUCGUCCGCAGAGAAUUUUUAAUUCAACCCGAUGGUGACUUUUACAACCAGAGUUAAUGAUUUGCUUUGAGUACAAUACGAAGCAAAAGAAAAAUAGGUUUAGAUCUACUAAUAUAAGUAAAUUUUCAUAUUUGAUCCAGCGACAAUGACAUUAUUGAUCUGUACGACUGCGCCAAGGUCUGUCAGAACUUCAUCUUCAUAUAAAAAUGAUCCAUUCGACUAAUAUCUGCGAAUGCAUCAGCAGUUUUUGCCAUGUCUAUGAAAAUGUAGAACAGCACUGGUACCGAAUUGUAAUCGCCAUAUACGUUAACUAAAGCCAUUCGUGCAAUGAAUUCAUGAUCAAUGUUUAUCGAAGCAAAUUGAUGAGUCAAGGAAAUUCCUGUGCAUAGCUUUGAAUUCACUGAACCUCUUUUAAUUGUUCAAUAGAUAUGAUUCUUGCGUGUAAGCGCAGGCGUUAGUGUUGGCGUGAAUAUUAGUGUGUCUUGGCAUAGUUUUGAAUGUGAGUGUUAGUGUGGCCUGGUAACUGAACUCAAGACUCACAUCUACACCCAGACAUAUCUUGAUUUCGACAGCCCCAUGCACACCUACUGGUGCACCUAUCUACAGCCAUAUCCAAUAAUAUUCAAUGCCAAUGGCUAGCAAAUACCAUUCAAUACCGAUAUCAUUUAAUACCAAGACUACUCAGAGUGUGGGUGUGGGUGUGGGUGUGCAGUGCAGCGUGGUUGUGGGUUUGAUUUUCUUCUGAAUUCACGCAAUCGCACUGAAGAUCCACCCCCAAGCCCUCGUGUACGGCCGUAUCUUAGAGACUUACGUUCGUUUGCGACAUCAUAAAUGUCCACAAACGAUCUUUUCUAAUAGUCGUAGCGCUCGAACUAUUAUCCGUUUCAAAAUAGAAUGUCCGCCGCGGUUUUUUGAAUAUCUCAAGUCAGGAACAAGCUAGAGACCUGCAGUUUUCACCAGUCAAAAGAGGAGACUAAGGGACAUCUUUCUCUCCGAUAAUGUGUAAGAUAAAUUCCUUUUAAAACUAAUUAUUCUCGAAAAACAUGUAAAAGAAGGGAUGAAAAUUACCUGUCAUCUAGAUAAAAGUUUGAUUUUGACCUUUGAUUUAGAUAGAGGGACUUCAGAUCUAUAGGUCAAGAUAUAAUACGCUUCCUUUCUUUUCAUCAUAUUUCCAUCGCAAUGUCGAGCUAUUAUGAUAAAAAGUGAGAAAGUUUAGUAAAAAAUUAGCAAAAAUUCCUAUUAUUUGCGCAUAUAAAUAUAUGAUGCGAUUUGCCCAAUGUUGGAAUGCAAUAAGAGAACCAUUUGUAUUGUAUCUUGAACUAUGGAUCUGGAGUCUCUCUAUCUAAAUCAAAGGUCAAAAUCAAACUUUUAUCUAGAUGACAGGUAAUUUUCAUCCCUUCUUUUACAUGUUUUUCGAGAAUAAUUAGUUUUAAAAGGAAUUUCUCUUACACAUUAUCGGAGAGAAAGAUGCCCCUUAGUCUCCUCUGUUGAUUGGUGAAAAUCGCAGGUCUCUAGCUUGUUCCUGACUUAAGAUAUUCAAAAAACAGCGACGGACAUUCUAUUUUGAAACGGAUAAUAGAAACAACCAACCAGUUUUUUUUUAUUUGACGAUAUCGAUAAGCAAUUUAGUCGGU
Messenger RNA from Rotaria sp. Silwood1, 1716 nucleotides. Lineage: Eukaryota; Metazoa; Rotifera; Eurotatoria; Philodinida; Philodinidae. The record is from the annotation of a GenBank genome assembly.